UAUCAGCACACUGCUACAUCUCGGACACAGUACACAUUACAUAGAGUUUUUAAGUGUUUCAAUAUGCGCUACUAUGAAAGCUAUGUAACGGCAAUGUACUUGGCCACAAAGAUUAUGUAUGUUGGAAAUAUUCUUACCAAUCUAGUGUUGGUGAAUAAAUUCCUCGAAACCGAUGACUAUUCCAUCUACGGCCUUGGAGUGUUGAGAGAUUUGAUGUUCGGCAGAACAUGGAUGGAAAGCGGGAAUUUUCCUAGAGUCACACUGUGUGAUUUUGAAGUGCGAGUUCUUGGAAACAAUCAACGCCAUUCGGUGCAAUGUGUGUUGGUGAUCAACAUCUUCAAUGAAAAGAUCUUCAUUCUCAUAUGGCUGUGGUUUUCACUGCUUUUUGUCGCCUCCACACUCGAUAUGUUGUACUGGUUCAGCAUCUCCAUGUUCCAUAGGGAUCGGUUUCGUUUCGUGUUACGUCAUCUGGAGCUCACAUUCGAUCCGGAUAAGCCAGAACUUUUUCGGAAGGAGAAACGAAAACAAGUGGAGCAUUUCCUGCGCACCUAUCUUAAGGUGGAUGGUGUGCUUGUAUUGCGAAUGAUUGCUCUGCAUGCGGGCGUGAUGUUUUGCACGGAGAUCACCGACGCCCUCUGGAAGCGCUACCUCUCACAGCAUCCCGAAAAUCUGAUCGACGAAGAUUCCAGUCUGCUCAACUUUGCCAGGUAUAGAGCAAAUUUUUUAUGCGUUUAG
This is a messenger RNA of Angiostrongylus costaricensis, 735 nucleotides long. The record is from the annotation of a GenBank genome assembly. NCBI's taxonomy places the organism in Eukaryota, Metazoa, Nematoda, Chromadorea, Rhabditida, Metastrongylidae.